Messenger RNA from Fusarium musae, 1428 nucleotides. It is a transcript of the gene OLE1, whose product is annotated as stearoyl-CoA 9-desaturase. The transcript has 2 exons. Gene Ontology annotation, biological process: unsaturated fatty acid biosynthetic process. The coding region runs from base 1 to 1428 and encodes 475 amino acids. The record is from RefSeq and is a predicted model, not a curated record. Gene Ontology annotation, molecular function: iron ion binding; heme binding; stearoyl-CoA 9-desaturase activity. Lineage: Eukaryota; Fungi; Ascomycota; Sordariomycetes; Hypocreales; Nectriaceae. Gene Ontology annotation, cellular component: endoplasmic reticulum membrane.
AUGGCGACAGCUACUGCUGCGGGCAAGAAUGCCCAGCCAUUCCCUGAUGGCACCAAGGACUAUGUUCCUCUCCGCGCUGGCGGUGCCAAGAAGGAUAUCAACAAGGUCCAUAUUGCCGACACUCCCAUGACCUGGAGCAACUGGCCUCAGCACAUCAACUGGCUCAACACCACGUUGGUUAUCUUCGUUCCCUUGGCCGGAUUCAUCUCCGCCUACUGGGUUCCUCUCCAGCUCAAGACUGCUCUCUGGGCUGUCUUCUACUAUGUUCACACUGGUCUCGGCAUCACUGCUGGUUAUCAUCGACUUUGGUCUCACUCUGCCUACAAGGGUACUACCCCUCUCAAGAUCUAUCUCGCUGCUGUCGGUGCUGGCGCCGUUCAGGGUUCCAUCCGAUGGUGGUCAUAUGGUCACCGUGUUCACCACCGUUAUACCGAUACCGACAAGGACCCCUACUCCGUCCGCAAGGGUCUCAUGUACUCCCACAUGGGCUGGAUGAUCCUCAAGCAGAACCCUAAGCGACAAGGCCGUACCGAUAUCACCGAUCUCAACGAGGACGCCGUCGUUGUCUGGCAACACAAGAACUACAUCAAGUGCGUUCUCUUCAUGGCUCUCGCUUUCCCUGCUCUCGUCGCUGGUCUGGGCUGGGGUGACUGGUGGGGUGGUCUCGUUUACGCUGGUAUCCUCCGUGUUUGCUUCGUCCAGCAGGCCACCUUCUGUGUCAACUCUCUUGCCCACUGGCUCGGUGACCAGCCUUUUGAUGACCGCAACUCGCCCCGUGACCACGUCAUCACUGCUCUCGUCACGCUUGGUGAGGGGUACCACAACUUCCACCACGAGUUCCCUUCGGAUUACCGCAACGCUAUUGAGUGGUGGCAGUACGACCCUACCAAGUGGAGCAUCUGGUGCUGGAAGCAGCUUGGUCUUGCUUAUGAGCUGAAGGAGUUCCGUGCCAACGAGAUUGAGAAGGGCCGUGUCCAGCAGCUCCAGAAGAAGCUUGACCAGAAGCGUGCCACCCUCGACUGGGGUAUUCCUCUGGAGCAGCUCCCCGUUGUUGACUGGGACGACUUCGUCGCCCAGGCCAAGGCUGGAAAGGGUCUCGUUGCCAUUGCCGGUGUUAUCCACGACGUUACCGACUUCAUCAAGGACCACCCCGGUGGCAAGGCCCUCAUCAACUCCGCCAUCGGAAAGGACGCUACCGCUAUCUUCAACGGUGGUGUCUACCUCCACUCCAACGCUGCCCACAACCUUCUGUCUACCAUGCGUGUUGGUGUCCUCCGCGGUGGUUGCGAGGUUGAGAUCUGGAAGCGUGCUCAGUUCGAGAACAAGGAUAUUACCUACAUGAACGACUCUGCCGGUCAACGCAUCAUCCGUGCUGGCUCUCAGGUCACCAAGAUUGUCCAGCCCGCUGCCAGCGCCGAUGCUGCUUAA